AUAUAACUUCAGUCGAAAGUUUUUUGUUACAAAAAUCCAAAACAAAGUGCAUCAUCCCUUUUAUUUUUUCAAACAAAAAGAAUAAAUUUUCAUUUACUAAACAAAGCUAAAUAUAAAUACAAAUAAUGGCUUUAGCAAAUGUCCUCGUUCUAAGCCAAAUUGCUGGUCAUGUUAUUCUAUUUAUUCUCUCGCUUUGUAUGAUUUUUCCAUUGAGUAUGAAUCUGAAUGAAUUCAAUGGGCAUUGUCUAUUAUUUGCAUCGGGCAAAUGGCGAGAAGAAGAUGGUUUAUUUAAUGUUGAAUGGGCCUCACCUGGAUUUUGUAGAUUCCCCCUUGCAACUGGAAUUGUUUUAUUUUUUGUUUCAAGCAUACAAAUUUACCGGUUUGCCCGACUUCGUGAAGAAAGCUCAUUUUUAGCACUCUUCAUCGAUGUUGUGCUUGGCAUUCAAAUGCUGGCAAUGUCAAUACUGUCAGCUAUCAUCAUCACUCUGGGAUUCAUUGUUUGGUGUUCAGAGAUGACUGAACGUUUUCCAUCUUGUGAAAUAGCUGCCGGUCAGAAUAUAACGCCUGGUGGCGAAAAAAUUGAUACAUCUGGAUUCUAUAUUGAAAUGGGAACAGCUCAGUUUGGUGCUUGGGGUAGCUUUGCCAUAUCAGUUGGAGUCGCUGUAAUUGCCCUUCUCAAGCUCAUCAACAAUCACCAGAUUCGUAAUAUCAAAGUCUCAAUGUAUUUGGAACGACAACGUCUUGUUAAUGAAGAUGCAUUGAAUGUGAAUAAUCAAAGAGAUGGAAGAUCAACGCCACCAAUUGAAGCUGCUCGUUAAAUUUGGCGACGGCUCGAAUCAUCGUUUUCAAAUUUAUACAAAUAUUCAUUUUAUUUUUUAGUAAAUCCCUUUGUAUGGAACUAAAAAAUUAAAGAUUAUAGACACAAUUAAGUUCUAGAUUUAUGUAAGAUUGUAUACAAUUAAUGAUUUAUAUUAUAUUUUUUUGUUGAUUUAUAAUAGCGAAUUAUUCUUAGUUCGUUUUUAGUUUUAAAUUUAAAAUCCAUAACAAAUUUCAUACAUUUAUGUAUUAUGUGCACUUAUAUAUUGGUAAUUUGAUAAAUUAAUUCAAACAUUA
This is a messenger RNA of Episyrphus balteatus (marmalade hoverfly), 1113 nucleotides long. Its product is annotated as transmembrane protein 179. NCBI's taxonomy places the organism in Eukaryota, Metazoa, Arthropoda, Insecta, Diptera, Syrphidae. Bases 126 to 818 code for a protein of 230 amino acids. The transcript is spliced from 4 exons. The record is from RefSeq and is a predicted model, not a curated record.